Molecule: messenger RNA, 3244 nt
Organism: Alligator sinensis (Chinese alligator)
Lineage: Eukaryota; Metazoa; Chordata; Crocodylia; Alligatoridae
Gene: ASCC1
Product: activating signal cointegrator 1 complex subunit 1
Exons: 10
Coding region: 1704-2768 (354 amino acids)
Biological process (GO): regulation of DNA-templated transcription; DNA alkylation repair
Cellular component (GO): nucleus
Molecular function (GO): RNA binding
Source: RefSeq, a predicted model, not a curated record
GAUAAAAGAAGGGGCGGGCCGGCGAGCUGCAAGGGCCUGGGGAGGCGCGGCGCCCGGGCGGGAGCUGUCACCGCGGCGGUCUUGGGUUGCACUGGCAGCCUGGGGCGGCCCUAGGGGGCCGGGGCCGGGGCCAUUGCGGACGUGCCCUCCCUGCACGCUCCUGCCCGGCUCCUGCAAAGGGUUAAAGGAUCCUUGCCGCAAACGUGCCGGCCGCGACGUGCAGAGCGCGGCGAUGUUGCAAGCCCGUGCCGGGAGCCUGGGGACUGGGCCCUGGCGGGGGAGGGGGCAGGCGGGGCAGGGCUGGGGUGCGUGGGCCCACGCAGCCUGCAGGCAGGGGGACGCCGCUGCGACCCUCGGGGGGGGAAGAGCCUCCCAGGUGCGGGCCACUAGGCAGCAGCUCUGGGGGUCACGGCAAAGCAAGGUCCUUCCUCUCUGGGCUUCUGGUCCCUCGCGGCAGCGAGCGCGGGGGUGCUGGCUGUGUAAUGCCGCACAGCCCCGAGCCCGAGCAGAGCUGGCUGCUGCAGGCAGACUUCUGGGCCUGCGCUGAGCCAGCCCUGGGCACUGCUGCUGGAGAGCUUCCCUGUCCCUUGGCUUGCAAGUUGGUUGUUAAGUUGUAACACAGCUAGAAAUAGCAGAGAUUUGGCUAACGUUUUCCCAUGUUGCUGUCACUGACCCCAAGGCUUGGCGUGCUCCUGACUGUAGGGGAAGGGGUGUCCAUGAAACGCAGUUCACGCGAUAAUGUUUGGAACCGCCAGGAGCCCAGAGCGUGUGUGUGGUAGGGCGGGUUGGGGAAGGAAUCAUACAGACCCCAAAAGACAGUCUAUACAGGGUACUGUAUGUAGCCUAAGGCUUUGAAUGGCAGGAUCCUGUGUAGCACCACAUGCCUGUUACAAGGAGAACAGGACACAUGGGGCGAGAGAGGUGUCCAGCUGCCAAGCUGGAGAGGGAAGGAAGCCCAAGUACCAGAGAGUGGAUUUGUGAGGAGAGCCUGUCAGAUGGAGAGAAGGUUGUGCGCGGUGCUUUAAAAUGACAGAAGAUGAAGAUCGCGGUGCUUUAAAAUGACGGAAGAUGAAGAUCUAGGGAAAAUGGACUUGGAGAGAGAGAGAGUGGGUGGGUACAGAUUGGUGCACUGGGCAUAUAGAGGUGGAAUAUGGUAAGAGACGCAGCAAGGAAUAGAGAGAGACCCAAGAGAGGAUGUGGGAACAGUAAAGUACAUACUAAAGAGGAGGGAUGAGAAAUAAAGAGGAAAUUGAAAGUGAGAGAGACAAUUAAAAAAUGAAAGGGCAAUAAAUGGAAAAAACCAAGAAAUUCCCCAGACUGCUUGGAGUCUGGUCUUUUCUUUGUUUUUUUGUUUUUUUUUUCUUUGCUAUAUUCUUAUUUCUCCCACUUCUGUGCAUCUUUAGAUUUUUACAGGCCUUGGUGCCAUUUAAACUUUGAACUUGUUUCUAAACCUCAAGCCUUAAAUUGGCACUGAGCAGAAGUUUGAAAUAUCCACCACUGUCUUCCACCUCCAAAUUAAGAAGAUUCAGAGGGAAAUAAAAACAAGGGGAAGGCCAGGGUCAGUUUGCCAGGUGCAAGCCUGAAGGGAGAUAGCCUGCUCAACCAGUCUUCAUGAAUACUAAUGUCUCAAAGCCAGUUCACCAGCAAAAUCCCUAGGAUCAUCCAAACAGGGAAAGAGUGCUAUUACUAGCAAGAAGAGCCCAAUGGAAGUCCUGCGUCCAACACUUAUAAGGAUUGGAGAGCGCAUUUACAGGAAGAAUUUCAUUCAAGAGCAAUCCUGUCAGAAUGAAGAGGAGGAGGAUUUCUAUACAGGCCCUGGGGAUUGUGCAGAUGAGCCUUGUGAUGCCUUCACAGUGGAAGAGACUGAGAGAGGUUUUCAAUGCAAAUUGAAGGCCCCCAGUCCACUAUACAAGUAUAUAAUUGGGAAGAAAGGAGAAACCAAAAAGAGGCUGGAAAUGGAGACCCGAACAUCUAUCAGCAUUCCAAAGCCUGGAAUGGAAGGAGAAAUUGUGAUUACAGGACAGCAGCGUAGCGGUGUCAUAUCUGCCCAAACACGGAUUGAUGUUCUGCUUGAGAGUUUCCGCAAGAAGCAGCCUUUUACACACUUCCUGUCCUUUGCCCUUAAUCAGCUAGAGAUCCAGGAGAAGUUUCUGAAGUUUAAGGAGGAAGUGUUGGAGAAAUGCUCAAAGGAUCGUGGAGUUAGUAGCAGUUUGUUCCAGAACCCAGCAAAGCUCCAUCUGACUCUUGGGACACUGGUACUGCUGAAUGAGCAAGAGAUCCAGAAGGCUUGUGAAAUCCUGCAGAGAUGUAAAGAGGACUUUAUUGACAAAAUUAUUGGAGGCAAACCCCUCCCUGUGGAGAUGACAGGGAUAGAAUACAUGAAUGAUGACCCUGCCAUGAUGGAUGUUCUUUAUGCAAAAGUCUGCAUGAAAGAUGGAUCAGACAAACUGCAGGUUAUAGCUGAUAGACUGAUGGAACACUUUGUGAGCUCUGGGCUGAUGAUCAAAGAGUGGGAUAGAGUAAAACUCCAUGCUACUGUCAUGAACACUCUCUUUAGGAAAGACCCAAAUGGUGAAGAGCGUAACUAUAUAAAUAUAGGAAAAUCACCUUUCAAGGAAAGGGAGUCAUUUGAUGGCCGAAAUAUAAUGAAGCUCUUUGAGAAUUUCUACUUUGGGGAACUGCAGUUGAAUUCAGUCCAUCUUUCUGAGAGGUUCUCCACAGACACCUCUGGCUACUAUGCAACAUCUGGACAGCUUACCUUUUCCUGAAGCGCAGACUCAGCUGACCGAACCAACCUGCUCUGCACCCAAAACUGCAUGACAAGCAGCAUGUUGAUUAAAACAAUUAACAUUUGAUAGCCUCAAAUUUGGACAGAGACCAUUUCUUUUACGGACUCAACAAAGAUUGAGAGCCUGUGUUAUCCUUUCUACCACAGUAACUGAUGUUGCACUUCCUUGGCAGAAGUCUCCUGCAGUCCCUCUGCCAGACAUCCCAUCCCAUAUCAACUCAGUAACCUGUGAUUCCCUUCCCCCUCUAUCACACCCUUUUUCAGUCUAUUAACAUUUUGGUUUCUAAGUAGGGGAAAUAUGAAAACAAGUAUCCUCAGUAUGAAGCAGCAUCCAUAGCUAAAAAAGUUUCAGCUUAUUUCCUUUUUCCCCUCAGAUACUUAAUGUCUUCUUACACAUAUGAAAACAUUUAUUUUUCUAUAAAUGUUGUCGUAUUUUUCCAUCCAUCAAAUAUUUAU